Sitodiplosis mosellana (orange wheat blossom midge) is the source of this 1993-nucleotide messenger RNA. RefSeq names its product transcription termination factor, mitochondrial-like. Gene Ontology annotation, biological process: termination of mitochondrial transcription; regulation of DNA-templated transcription. The record is from RefSeq and is a predicted model, not a curated record. Gene Ontology annotation, cellular component: mitochondrial matrix. The coding region runs from base 87 to 1970 and encodes 627 amino acids. NCBI's taxonomy places the organism in Eukaryota, Metazoa, Arthropoda, Insecta, Diptera, Cecidomyiidae. Gene Ontology annotation, molecular function: double-stranded DNA binding. The transcript has 7 exons.
AGUUGUGACAUUGACAGAUGUCACGUAUGGUUAAAACAAGGUAAACAAAUCUCUCGCGUUGAGAAGAUUGUAUAAGAAAUUAGAAAAUGUUAAAUAUAUCCAAAUCGGCCUUUAUACGUGAGAUUCAAGUGCGUUUUUCUCAUUCAAACAAAUCAUGGGUUGAUUUAGUUGCCAUACAAAAUGUUCGUGCAAAGAAAUCGUUUGCAUUUGAACCGAAUAUGCGGUUUGUGCUGAAAUCACUUCGUCAGCUGUUAACGUGCACGGAAAGUAAAGCGUAUAGUAUUUAUGAUCAGUUUCCGACUAUUCGUUCGAUAGAUAUGAUGAACACGGUAGGAAAUAAUAUUGAAAUUCUAAUGAAGAAUGGCAUUUCAUCCGAAACAAUAAUUGAAAAUCCAUUUUUGCUCGUGAUGACCGAAGAUGUUCUGCAGAACAAAUUGGAUAUUUUGAAUAUGCUGUCCUUGAGUGGGUAUACGUUCAACGACCUCGUACCGUUAUUGGAGAUGAAAGAAGAUCGUCUUAAGCAAGCGUGUGAUUCAAUGGUUGCGGAGAGUCAUUUGAUACCAGGAGGAAAUCGAAUUUAUUACUUCAGUCACAAGUUAAAAAUUGAACCGAAUAUCGUGGCCAAGUAUUGUGUGAAAAACGAGUAUUCGCUCAUAGCUCCAUUUGAUGUUAUCGAUAGAAAAAUGCAAAUUCUACUGGACUACAAUAUAAAACCGCUAAGCAUUCUAAAGACAUUGUAUGCCCUCGAUCGAUCUGAGCACGUUUAUGUAUCACGCUUAGAACGUUUAAUGUCACUGAAUACAAAGGAUGUGAAAUUGUGGUUUUUUAAAUGUGCCGAUGACGUCUUUGAAAUGUAUUUAAAUCGAAUGCAAACAAAAACGACAAACCACUCAAAAGAGAAUAUCGAAGCAAAGGGUGAACGAAAAAUUCGAAUCGAGAAUCAACUAAGCGAAAUGCUUGAGUGUGACAGUGAAGAUGCCGCUCGUAUUUAUUACAAUCAGAUCAAUCAUUUCGAUCAGAUAGACAGCGCUAAGCGAAACAUUGAGUUCUUGCGAUCGCAAGGCGUUUCAUUGGAAACUAUUACGAGCAAUUCGGCUGUGCUGGCCAUGUCUUCAGAGCAACUACAGCAGAAGCUUCGCAUUCUCGAUCGAAUGGAUCCAAGGCAUAUUGACGACUUUUUACCCUUGAUUUGUGUCGAUAAAACGGAGCUGGACAAAUUCAAAGCGGUUCUAGAGGAGCAAGAGUUGUACGAAUCUAGCGAGAAUCCUAUUUAUUAUUUCAGUGAACGACUGAAGGUUCCACCAUCGGUCGUUGCAUCCCAUUUCGCUAAGAGUCCUAGUAUUUUCUUUCGAUCUCCAAAAAUGCUCAAUCAAAAGUUGGAUAUGCUCCUUGCGUGUGGAGUGGAACUCAAUAGCAUUUUAAAUUCGCCAUUGACAUUUCGAAUGAACUUGAAUAAAAUGGAAAAUCUUUUGAUGGAACUGAAGUCGAGAUCAACGGAACCAAUUUCAUCGUGGAUGCUCACAUGCCCAGAGGCACAAUUGAAUACAAUGAUUGAACGGCAAGAAAAACAAAGAGAGCUUCUCAAUGGCUGUGGCAAUGCCAUAGACUAUAUAGGUAAACGACUGAAUUGGGAUGAAAAGACCAAAAUUAGUGCAUUGAAAAGUUGUCCGGCGCUUGCAAAAUGCAACAUGACAAAGAUUCGACAACAAUUGGAUUUUCUACUAAACGAAACUCAUUUCACCGAAGACGACAUCAGCUCUUAUCCUCGUGUUUUUACAAAUAGUUUGAAAAAACUAAGGACAAGAAUGAACGAAUUGGCAACCGUCAAAUAUAAGGCAAAACGCUUGUAUAUCAUUUGUUUAGAACGAAAGAGAUAUUUAGAAAUCAUCGAAAAACAUUGCCAAUGUAUCGACGACGAAAACGUUUGGAUCAAUUUUCGUGAAAUUGAAAAACGAAUAAAGGAGAAAUGAGAACGCAUUCUUUUGAAAUGAAA